Molecule: messenger RNA, 848 nt
Organism: Gryllus bimaculatus (two-spotted cricket)
Lineage: Eukaryota; Metazoa; Arthropoda; Insecta; Orthoptera; Gryllidae
Source: the annotation of a GenBank genome assembly
GGUUGUCUCCCACGGACUCGCCAUGGGUGCGUACAAGUAUAUGCAGGAACUGUACAGAAAGAAACAGAGCGAUGUGCUGGCAAUACCGCCAGUUAACGAAAUUACAUGUUGCCUAGACCUUCCCGCCCUUGACAAGGCGAGGAGACUGGGCUAUAGAUGCAAACAAGGUUAUGUGAUUUUCCGGAUUCGUGUUCGACGAGGUGGUCGUAAACGCCCUGUUCCUAAGGGUGCUACCUAUGGCAAACCUAAGAGUCAUGGUGUGAACCAACUUAAACCUACACGUAAUUUACAGUCUGUAGCUGAGGAACGUGUUGGCAGGCGUUGUGGAGGCCUGAGAGUUCUCAAUUCCUACUGGGUUGCCCAAGAUGCUACCUACAAGUACUUCGAGGUUAUUCUAAUUGAUCCUGCUCAUAAGGGCAUUCGUCGUGAUCCCAAGGCCAAUUGGAUUUGCCAGGCUGUUCAUAAACACCGUGAGAUGCGUGGCAAGACCUCUGCUGGUAGAAAGUCGAGAGGUCUAGGAAAGGGACACCGAUUCAGUCAGACAAUUGGUGGUUCAAGAAGAGCAUGCUGGAAGCGGCGAAACACACUGCAGCUGCGCAGGAAACGUUAAUUAUAAAAAUUGCAAUUUUCUGGACUAUGUUUGGUUGAGUGGAAAUGCUAAUAAAUCAUAUAAACUUUUCCUUGAUGUAAUUUUUUUUGUAAUUGUCCUUGGGUUCCUGUCCUGAACCAGAGUAAAAUGAUUAAAAUUAAAUUGUAUGAAUUUGUGUUAAUUUGGCAAUUAUGGUUAUACCCUAAGUUAUACUGGCCCAUGGCAGGUUUCAGCUGUUGAGUUUCAUCUAUUUGAGAGA